Polistes dominula (European paper wasp) is the source of this 1297-nucleotide messenger RNA. Its product is annotated as ADP-ribosylhydrolase ARH3. Lineage: Eukaryota; Metazoa; Arthropoda; Insecta; Hymenoptera; Vespidae. Gene Ontology annotation, cellular component: nucleus; mitochondrion. The record is from RefSeq and is a predicted model, not a curated record.
CUCGUUCUAACGUUUUAUUUUGUAUCGUUGAUUAUACAGAAAAGCCUGAAUGAUAAAUAAGUGAAAAUUGUUUAAUUUAUUUCCAAUUUUAAUCGAAAUCAAAGUAUUCUUCGAUUAUUUUAAGCUAAUUUCAUGAAAGAAAAAAUGGAUUUGCAAUUGUUAAAAAGUAAAUUUCGUGGAUCGAUGUUAGGUGUUUUGAUGGGUGAUUGUCUUGGCGCUCCUUAUGAAAAUGAAGAACUUUUAUCGAAAGGUUCUAAACUUGUCUUGGAAAAAUCUUUUAACAAGUUAGAAAGUCCUGUCAAAUUUAAAGCACCUGUCAUGCAGUAUACAGAUGACUCGGCUAUGACAAAAUGUGUAGCUGAAUCGUUAAUUGAAAAAAAGGAUAUAGACCUGAUUGAUUUGGCGAAAAGAUUUGUUAAAUGCUAUUAUCUGGAACCGUUUCGUGGUUACGGACCAGGUGUUAUAACCGUUUUUCAUAAAUUACGUGGUAAUAAAUUUCAAGACGUUUUACAUCCUGCAAAGGAACAAUUCAACGGCCAAGGUUCUUGGGGUAACGGUGGUGCAAUGCGUAUAGCACCAGUUUCAUUAUUUUCUUUUCAAAAUUAUGACAAACUCCUAGAUCUAACUAGGAGAGCGACAGAGAUUACGCAUACUCAUAAAACUGGCAUAGACGGUGCUAUUUUACAGGCACUUGCUAUUCAACAAUGUCUCGGUUUGAAUCCAAAAGAUGGAUUGAAUGUAUCUCAUUUUCUUAAAGAGCUUAUUGACAAAAUGGAUAAAAUAGAGGAAGACGAGGAAGGUUUAGAUUUAGAUGAACCACAACCUUAUAAAUUGAAAUUAGAAACGAUGCAAGAUUUCAUUACCUCAGAAAAAGAUUUAAAUGAUGAUCUAGUCAUUCGAUUAUUUGGUAAUAGUAUCGCUGCUCUUCAUUCUGUACCUACAGCAAUAUUUUGUUUCUUAAGAGCUCAACAGCCCAUUAAAGACAUAGAAACCGACAAUCCACUUAGAAGGGCUAUACAGUAUGCCAUUACAUUAGGCGGAGACACGGAUACUAUUGGUAGCAUGACAGGUGCUUUGGCAGGUGCUUUUUAUGGUGAAGAUUAUUUUAAUUCUAAUCUUAUGGAACAUUGUGAAGCAUCAAAGGAAUUUGCACAUCUUGGUGAAAAACUACUUGAUGCAACAUUAAACCAAUAAAUCAAAUGUAUAAUAUACAUCUGUAUAUAGGUAAUGUUUGUUGUUCAAGAAUUGUUUCAUUUCUUUGAUAUUUGUAAUAUUCAAUGUAUAUAAGAUUGUCUUA